AGUUACAAAAUGACACCGCUAGCGGUAGGACUGGUGCUGCUAUGCUUUGCCGCUUGUGGGUUUUUAAAUUAUGUCUUUGGCUUUUGGAAGCGACGAAAGAUCCCGCAGCUAAUGCCCCUAUUCCCGUUUGGAAACUUUACGAAUCUCUUCCGCGGUAGGGCAUCCUUUCCGGAGGUCUGUAAAAAGCUCUACCAACGCAGUAAACAAUGGCCCCUACUCGGCGGUUACGUCCUACUACGUCCGAUGCUGUUCGUGAAUGAUCCCCAGCUGGCCAAGGAUAUUAUGGUGCAGGACUUUCAACACUUCCACGACCGGGGCUCGUACGUCGACGAAGAGAACGAUCCUCUCGGCGGACAUCUCUUCUCUCUGGCCGGUGAAAAGUGGAAACAUCUUCGCACCAAGCUGACGCCAGCCUUUACUAGCGGAAAACUUAAAGGCAUGUUCAAGACCCUGGUCGAUACGGGUGUAGUGCUGCAGAGCUUCAUCCAGAAGUAUGCAGAGUGCGGCGAAGUCGUUGAGAUCCGGGAGAUUUUGGCUCGCUACACUACAGACAUUAUUGUGUCGGUAGCUUUCGGGAUUCAGAUUGAUUCGAUCAACAAUCCCAACGAACCGUUCCGCCAGAUGGGGCGUAAGGUGUUUGAGCCAAGCCUCCGCAACAACAUGCGCAUAUUGUUGACGUAUAUGGUGCCGAAGUUGAACAGGUUGUUGAAGCUUAAAAUUGAUGACGACGUGGAGCGGUUCAUGCUGGGCGUGGUUCGCGAGACGUUGGAAUACCGGGAACAGAAUGGUAUAACACGGAAGGACAUGAUGCAACUGCUGCUGCAGUUGCGCAAUACGGGUACCGUUUCGGACGAUGAACGGUGGACUGUGGAUGCAACCAACCAGUUAAAGGAACUUUCGCUAGAAGAAGUCGCCGCGCAAGCGUAUGUAUUCUUUCUAGCCGGAUUCGAAACAUCUUCCACGACGAUGUCGUUCUGCCUAUACGAACUGGCUAAGAACGCCACAAUUCGACGUAAAGUUCAACAGGAAAUCGACUCCGUCAUGGAACGUUACGGUGGCGAGCUGACCUACGAAGGCAUAACGGAGAUGCGCUACUUGGAAUGCUGCAUCGAUGAAACCUUGCGAAAGUACCCACCAGUGCCGAUUUUGAACCGAGAAUGCACCCAAGACUACAAAUUCCCCGGUUCACAUUUGAUCAUCGAAAAGGGAACGGCCGUGGUGCUUCAGUUCGGCGGAAUGCAACACGAUCCACAGUACUACCCGCAACCGAUGCGGUUCGAGCCCGAGCGAUUUCAGGAGGCAAACGUGAGGACCAAACCGUACGCUCCGUUUGGCGAUGGACCACGCAUCUGCAUCGGGAUGAGAAUGGGUAAGAUGUUGACCAAGGUGGGACUGUCGCUGCUGCUGGCCAGGUUCGACUUUGAACUGUCGGGGACCACGGAGCCGGAGUUGUUGAUGGAUUCGAAUAGCUUCGUACCCACACCGGUGGAUGGCAUCAAUUUGACGGUUAGCUGUCGCCGGUAG
This is a messenger RNA of Ochlerotatus camptorhynchus, 1524 nucleotides long. Its product is annotated as probable cytochrome P450 6d5. The transcript is spliced from 2 exons. Lineage: Eukaryota; Metazoa; Arthropoda; Insecta; Diptera; Culicidae. The coding region runs from base 10 to 1524 and encodes 504 amino acids. Gene Ontology annotation, molecular function: monooxygenase activity; oxidoreductase activity, acting on paired donors, with incorporation or reduction of molecular oxygen; iron ion binding. The record is from RefSeq and is a predicted model, not a curated record.